AUGUGCAUGAUCGAAGCAGCUAUUGGCGAGCCGCCGUUCGCGUUCUUAGACGAUGCUAGUGUCCGUGAGAAUCUAAUAAGUGGGGAGAUCCAGGAAAAGCCAGAUGAGAUUAAUGCUGAUGUAUGGGAGCUAGUGGUGUCAAUGACUACUUUCGACCCAUCAAAACGGGUUCCGCUGAAGCACGUACUGGAGAAGUUGGAAGUGCUUGCUCAAGACGAGCAUGACGUUCAGAACGAUUCAACGACAGUCUUACCUACCGCUGUGAAGUUGCUCUGUAUGCUGGCAGAAGACAACGAUGGGAUCCAGCAAGCUAUCGUGGAUAGUGGAGUUAUCGUCAAGCAGCUUUCGUCGGAGUCAAGCCAAGAACGAUCAAAUGCCUUGGUGGUUUUAUGCGGACUUGCAAAGCAUAAUGAAGCUGUGGGCCAAGCGAUUGCAAACACCGGUGCUUUUACGAAGUUUGUGCAACAGCUAUCGUCUCCAACAAACGUGAACAACUCGGAGGCAGUGUCAAUUUUGACAAAGCUCACAAAAAGCAGUCCGACUAUCCAGCAAAUGGUUGCGAACUGCGGCGUCAACACUCAAGUCAUACAAUGGAUUCAGAACGACGAAAGCGAUCUGAUCUUCGAAUGGUCUGGACUGUUGUCUCACCUCGCUGAAAAUAAUGAACCCGCCACUCAACGAAUGACCGGAAGUGGGCGCAUUGAAAGCGUUGCGUCAACUCGCAAGGAACAACGACUCUUUUUGUUUUGCGAUGGUGGCCAACAGUGCGAUUGGUCGGCUAUUGCGCGUGUACCAAGUGUGGGGAUCUACGAUGCUGUGGACUUGCUGCGCGAGAUUGGACGAAACAACCACAUUUACCAUCGCAGUAUCGAAAAUGAUACCACCGCUAUGCACUUUGUUCUGUGUCUAGUAGAAGCUACCGAUAGCGAGAUGGCCAACGGAUUGGAGAUAUUGUGCUGCCUCUGUCAACAGAAUGAAAAUGCGAAGUCUGUUCUCGCCUUAUCGGGUGUAAUUCUUCAUCUCGUGUCGCUGCUGAAGUCUACCACCAAAUCAACCAUAAGGCAAAAUGCAACGAAGUUGUUGGGUGUACUUGGCGACGAGUAUAAAGCGGCAAUAGUGAGCGGGGGUGGUAUUGACCACCUUGUAAACAUCGUUUGGACUGGAAACGAUGAUGAGCAGUCAGAUGCAGUGUGUACGUUGUCGAGUCUGGCACAUGACAGUGAUAUGGUCAAGCAAGCUAUCGCUAGCAGCAAGACCGUCUCGGAUCUCAUCGUCCUUCUUAGAACUGAAGCCACUUCGCUCCGACUUAGACCCCUUCGAGCAUUACAAAUACUGCUGGAAGACAACAUUGACGUCCAGAAAAAGGUCGCGGAUAGUGGAGUGAACAGGUACCUCACCGAGAUGUUGCAUAACGAAGAGCUGAGGGAAACGGCCUUGAGGGGAUUAACACGCAUUGUGGCUGAAGGCGCUGUCGAUUUUUUUAUCGAUCAACUUCGUGAUGAAACAAAUCUGGACUUGAUCAAUUGGCGCUCGUUGCCUUUUAUGCCUUCUGGUCCGUUGGUCGAAAUUGGCGGGAUGGUUAGGGAUGCGAUCGUUAACAGUGAAGCGAUUGCACUCGUCGUAAAUCAACUCCAGCUUGGAAGAUCGAUUGACAACAACGUUCGUCUUUUGAGAUGCCUAGCAGAAGGUAAAGACUCGAUCAAGCAAGCAGUUGCGGAUAGAGGAGCGGUGCAGGCGGUUGUAACACAGCUUCGAUUCGCGGAAGAUGUGUCCGAUCCAAGUAGGUGGUUGGGGUAUCUUGCAGACGACAACCUUGCAUUCCUACGAGCAAUGGUCAGGAGUGGAGUUGUUCAAGCGUUUGUUGACUUUAUCGGCAGGACGAAUGGCGGUUACCUGACAGUCUGGAAGCUGCUUGAAUUGGCGGAGCAGAGUUCUUUGAUAAUGGAGGAGGUGGUCAACAGCAGAGCCAUUGAGCAGCUGAGUACGCGGGUCACAUGUUCGGACGCAUUGCAGGAGUUGAACCAAAUUGUUGCUGAUCCCAUGGGAAUUCAACACGGGAUACUCACGAGAAUAAUGACAUAUUGCAUCAACAAAAUUCGGAAUGGAACAGGAGUAGCGAAUGCGUCUGGAGCGAAAAUGUUGCCGUCUUAUGUUCGAAGCGAGGUUCAGAAGAAAGCGCUUGUGGAUGGCAACGCUUUGUCGCUUAUCUCAUAUCUAUGCUGGUCGAACAAUUCAUACUCGGAUGAGAGGCUCGAAGCUUGUGAAAUCGACCGAGACGAGGAGGAACUAGUCUAUUUUCUGUGUCUUCUCUCUUCUGGCAGUAAUGACUCGAUCAAGCAAGUGAUCGCAUGCGUUGGGAUUGUUGAAGUUCUUGUCGACAAGCUUCGGUCCGGGUCAGGUGAACAACCGGGACACGCUUCGAGGCUGCUAUACCAAUUAGCCCAAACUAACGAGCCAGCUAAAGCGGAGAUUGGACGUGAAGUGAGCGUCCAACACCAGAACAUUGGUCCCACAGUACUGUUGCCGGAGUAG
Molecule: messenger RNA, 2532 nt
Organism: Phytophthora sojae
Lineage: Eukaryota; Oomycota; Peronosporomycetes; Peronosporales; Peronosporaceae
Exons: 6
Coding region: 1-2532 (843 amino acids)
Molecular function (GO): protein binding
Source: RefSeq, a predicted model, not a curated record